Messenger RNA from Daldinia caldariorum, 2037 nucleotides. RefSeq names its product GCS-domain-containing protein. Gene Ontology annotation, cellular component: glutamate-cysteine ligase complex. NCBI's taxonomy places the organism in Eukaryota, Fungi, Ascomycota, Sordariomycetes, Xylariales, Hypoxylaceae. Gene Ontology annotation, biological process: glutathione biosynthetic process. The transcript has 6 exons. The record is from RefSeq and is a predicted model, not a curated record. Bases 1 to 2037 code for a protein of 678 amino acids. Gene Ontology annotation, molecular function: glutamate-cysteine ligase activity.
AUGGGGUUAUUGGCUUUGGGAACGGCCCUUGAUUGGCCUGAGGCGCAGAAGCACGCGAAUCAGGUUAGGGAAUGGGGCAUUAAGCAACUAUUGGAAAUUUGGAAUAAGGCUAAGCACAAGGAGCAUGAUGCUAUGCUGUGGGGUGAUGAGAUAGAAUAUUUGGUCGUCAAGUACUCUAAGGAUGAGCCUAAAGUUCUCCUUUCGCUUCGCCAAGCCGAUAUUCUCACGGCCCUAGCCGCCGACGAGGAGCUAUCUGAUAAGGGCGGCUGCGUUCCGGCAUUACAGGAACUUGAAUCACAGAGAUCCAAUCCUUUACCCGUCUUCCACCCCGAAUUCGGCAGGUUUAUGCUUGAGGCUACCCCGGGCAAGCCAUGGGGCAUUGGACUCAAAGAACUUCUGGGCGUCGAGCCUGAUAUGAAAAACAGGAGGAAGAUAGCGAAAGAACACAUGCAAGCUGAAGAAUAUCCUCUUACGCUCACAACAUUUCCUCGCCUGGGCGUUCCGGGUGUCUUUACAGAUCCUUACUACCCGCCAUCUGGGCCAAGGCUUCGGUCACAAUUCGUACCAGACGAAAUUGCUAACCCACACAUUCGGUUUCCGACACUGGCAGCCAACAUACGCUGGCGGCGUGGCAGGAAAGUCCAGGUCAAUGUUCCGGUAUUCCACGAUAAAAAUACGCCAAAUCCCUGGAAGGACCCUACUGUGAACUAUGAUCUACACAACUGGCCAGAGGAUGACGAUGUGAGAAACGGUGCGGCCCCGGACAACUUCAUCCACAUGGAUGCCAUGGCGUUUGGGAUGGGAAGUUGCUGCUUACAGAUUACAUUUCAAGCGAAGAAUAUCAUCGAAGGUCGAAGGAUGUAUGACCAGCUAAGCCCAAUUGGACCUAUUAUGCUGGCUCUAACGGCGGCGACUCCUAUUUAUAAGGGGUUCCUAGCCGAUACCGACGUUCGUUGGAAUCAGAUCAGCCGAGCUGUGGACGAUCGAACACCAGAAGAAUUAGGGGAGAAGCCUUUGAAAAACAGCCGCUGGCGCAUACCGAAAUCUCGUUAUGCAUCCAACUCUACUUAUAUAAGCACAGAUGAGCGCCUUCGACAGGAAUACUUGGAUCCUAACCUUGUCAUUGACGAAAAUAUUAAGGCGGAGUUGCUUGAGGGCGGCAUGGAUGACCGUCUUGCGACACACUUUGCGCAUUUAUUCAUCCGAGAUCCCAUCGUAAUAUUCAGUGAAGACCUUAAGGAGCUUGACUUAACGAAGGCGGACCAUUUUGAGAACAUCCAAAGUACCAACUGGCAACAUAUGCGGUUCAAGCCACCGCCACCGGGCUCUGAUAUCGGUUGGAGGGUCGAGUUCCGCCCCAUGGAGAUACAAAUCACGGACUUCGAGAACGCAGCUUUUGCCGUUUUCAUGGUUCUAAUAACGCGUGCAAUUCUAAGCUUUGACUUAAAUUUCUACAUCCCAAUCGUCAAGGUGGACGAGAACAUGGAGACCGCCCAUGCUAAAGAUGCCGUUCUGGAGAAGAAAUUCUACUUCCGGAAGAACCCGUUCGCGAACCGGCCCGCUCGCAGCAGCGCCACCUCGCGCUCCGGUUCACCCACGACUAGCCGGCCUCCGACGCCUUUCGGACCUGUUGAGGAUGAAUACACGCUGAUGUCGGUCGACGAGAUUAUCAACGGCUCAUCGUCGGAUGAGCAUAGCUUCCCGGGCCUUGUCCCCAUCGUCGAGAGUUACCUUGACUCAGUGAAUGUGGACGUACAGACACGAUGCGAGCUCUCGUCGUAUCUCGAGCUCAUUCGCAUGCGCGCUAGCGGCGAGCUCUGGACGGCAGCAAAGUGGAUUCGACACUUUGUAGAUGAACACUCCGCGUAUAACCAUGACAGCGUCGUGACGGAUGAGAUCAACAAGAGCCUCGUGAGCGCUGUGAUCGAUAUCGGAGAUAGGGAGCAGGAAGGCAGGGGCUGGAAAGACCUGCCCAUCCCCAACAUAGGCCACCUGCUAGGGCGGUUCCGAUCCACCGGCGGAUGUGGUGGCUCAUAG